AUGGUACAGCUGUUCCUGCGUCGCACCGAUGGGUCGACGCUAUCUUUCUUCUGCGAUAAGGGCAAUUACAUUUCCGACGUGAAAAGACGCCUUGAGUCGUUGGAAGGCAUUCCAUAUUCGUUACAAUCCUUGUCGCUUAAUGGGCUUCUCUUGCAGGAUGAUGAAGCCCUUAAAGAUUGCUGCGACUCAGCGAUUGCCCUAAUGGAUCUGGAUGUGGAUCUUCUAGGCGGCGCAAAGAAACGCAAGAAAAAGGUAUAUACUACACCCAAAAAGAUCAAAAGGAAGCCGAAAAAAGUUAAGCUAGCUACUUUGAAGUUCUAUCAAGUUGAACCCAAUGGUAAGCUAAAUCGAUUGAGGAGGGAGUGUCCUAAUAAGGAGUGUGGUGCUGGUGUCUUCAUGGCCAGUCACUUCGACAGAGAAUAUUGUGGGAAAUGUGGACUCACGUAUAGACAUGGUGCCCAAUAA
Molecule: messenger RNA, 465 nt
Organism: Hydatigera taeniaeformis
Lineage: Eukaryota; Metazoa; Platyhelminthes; Cestoda; Cyclophyllidea; Taeniidae
Source: the annotation of a GenBank genome assembly